Molecule: messenger RNA, 348 nt
Organism: Microthlaspi erraticum
Lineage: Eukaryota; Viridiplantae; Streptophyta; Magnoliopsida; Brassicales; Brassicaceae
Source: the annotation of a GenBank genome assembly
AUGUCUCCGUCGUUGACACUCCUCGCCAUCCUCCUAUCUUCCAUCAUGAUCCACCAGCUUCCAUUGGCAAGCUCCACACAAUGGUGUAUAGCAACUCCGACGGCGACGGAGAAGCAGCUAGAAUAUAAUCUCGGUUUUGCAUGCGCUAAUUCAGUUGACUGUAGACCAAUCUUCCCAAGCGGACCCUGUUAUAAUCCCAAUACUCGCCUAAGCCAUGCCUCAUUUGUCAUGAACUCUUAUUACCAAACCCAUGGCCGCACCGACUACGCAUGCAAAUUCUUUUUCCCUAAUAGCAGCAUGAUCACUACUACAAACCCUAGCUAUGGGGCUUGUGUCUAUUUAUCUUGA